AUGGCUGAAUGUCUGCCACCACCUCAGCCUUGUAACGGCAAUAAGUACAAGUACCAGUCUACGCAAGAUGGUGCAUUUAUUUUUCGGAUCGAGCAACAUCACAGUGAAGCGUUCCAAGUCAUGAAUGAACUACGUUAUAAUAAACACUUGUGCGAUGUGACAAUCCAAGUUGAAGACAAGGAAUUUUACGCACACAAAGUUGUUCUCGCAUCUUCCAGUUCGUAUUUCAGAGCCAUGUUCACCAGUGGGUUUGGAGAAUGCAAAAAAAAUAAAAUAGAAAUAAAGGAAACCCAUCCGUGCGUCUUCGCGCUCCUUGUGGAUUUCGCCUAUACCUCAACUAUACUCGUCAAUGAAUGGAAUGUUUUGAAAUUAUUGACGACUGCCAUUAUGUUCCAAAUGAACCAUGUGGUGAAUGCAUGUUGUCAGUUUCUCGAACACCAGCUAGAUCCCAGCAAUUGCAUCGGCAUCGCUGGAUUUAGUAAAGAAUAUUCCCUAGUGGAGCUUCACGAGACAUCGAUGGCUUUUAUUUGUAAGAAUUUUCGUGAGGUGUCCAAAACAGAAGAGUUUAUGAAUCUCAACUUGUUCCAGCUGGUAAAGCUUGUUAGCCAAGAUCGUUUAAAUGUAAUGUGUGAAUCGGAAGUCUACAAUGCUUGCCUGCAGUGGAUAAAACACGAUGAAUGUGGCAGGCGUACAUGCUUUAAUAAACUUCUUGGUGGUGGUAUCCGUUGCAGUCAACUGACCCCAAACUUUCUUAAAAAACAGCUACAACAUUGUAACAUUUUGAAAUGCGAACCUAAAUGCAAAGAUUACUUAGCUAAGAUAUUUCAGGAUCUUACUCUCCAUAAGAAAAUGGGUGAGAAAGGCCGCAUCCCUCCUUCCCACUGUGUGAUUUACUCGGCUGGGGGAUAUCUGCGUCAUUCUCUUAGCAAUAUGGAAUGUUAUUAUCCCGAAUCGAACAGCUGGAUACGACUAGCAGAUCUUCCCGAGCCCCGGAGUGGCCUGAGUGCGGUCACCAUUCAUGGGACGUUCUUCGCAGUGGGUGGUCGGAAUAACUCUCCUGAUGGAAACAUGGAUUCCAACAGUUUAGAUGCUUAUGAUCCAAUCACCAAUACUUGGAAAAUAUGUCAACCAAUGAAUUUUCCACGCAAUAGAGUGGGUGUUGGUGUUAUUGAUGGAUUGCUGUAUGCAGUGGGUGGAUCUCAAGGUUGUCGUCAUCACAACACAGUUGAAAGGUAUGACCCUAAAGAAAAUACCUGGACACAAGUAGCGUCAAUGCAUACGUCUCGAAUUGGUGUGGGCUGUGCUGUAGCCAAUCGCUUACUCUACGCGAUCGGUGGAUACGACGGAACGAACAGACUGAAGUGUGUUGAAUGUUACUAUCCAGAAACCGAUGAAUGGAAAUGCAUGGCGUCCAUGAAUACUACUAGGAGCGGUGCAGGUGUAGCGGCUAUAGAUAAUCAGAUUUAUGCUGUGGGUGGUUAUGAUGGUACAAGUCAACUGAACAGUGUCGAGAGAUACGAUAUAGAGAAUAACACGUGGUGCUAUGUAGCGAGUAUGAAUUCAAGGCGUAGUGCUUUAAGCGUUGCUGUGCUGUAUGGUAAACUAUUUGCUUUAGGCGGUUAUGAUGGUUCUGAUUUCCUGGCUACAGUUGAAGUGUAUGAUGCUGCAGCAGACUCAUGGAAUAUUCUUAGUCAAAUGAGUACAGGCCGUAGUGGUGCUGGUGUUGCUGUCGGAAUGGAACCCUGCCUCAAUAGGUGA
Messenger RNA from Saccoglossus kowalevskii, 1758 nucleotides. RefSeq names its product kelch-like ECH-associated protein 1. The record is from RefSeq and is a predicted model, not a curated record. NCBI's taxonomy places the organism in Eukaryota, Metazoa, Hemichordata, Enteropneusta, Harrimaniidae. Gene Ontology annotation, molecular function: protein binding.